Molecule: messenger RNA, 1514 nt
Organism: Somion occarium
Lineage: Eukaryota; Fungi; Basidiomycota; Agaricomycetes; Polyporales; Cerrenaceae
Source: the annotation of a GenBank genome assembly
GCACCGGUGAGGCAUUCUUCUGGGUAUGAGAGUUGCGCGUGGCAAGACUUCUCUGGUGGAGCCAUCAAUGAUGCCUGAUAGCGCUCGCUGUUCUUGCUUGCCAAGAUCGUAAUCGUUCCGAGUUCCUGACUACAAAACUGCAUGAACAAUGUAUGCCAUCGUAGAGGUGCCUUCAUCCCGGGGUUUCUACACCGUCCCUCAUAGUUGCUUUUCUCUUUCUCCCCUCCCCUCCCCCUUCAUCGCCGUGCCAAGUAGUUGAAUAAUGGCAAUCCUCCUGGACAAAGCCUACCUCACCGCCAUUUGGCUAGAGACUGUGUUCUAUGGCAUGAAUUUCGUACUCUUUUGGGUCUGUAUCUUUGUCCUCACCUACAAACGACGAACACCCAAAAUCAACAAAUUCUUGGUAUCUGUCGCUGUCGCCAUGUUUGUGUUCUCCACCGCGCACGUAUCGUUAGGUUUCCAAAGGCUUAUUGAGGGAUUCAUAAGGCGGAGGGACUGGGAGGGUGGUCCUGCCGCUUUUUUCUCGGACGUAUCCAUUCCGGCGAAUGUAGUGAAGGUCGGGAUACACACGGUCAACUCCAUCAUAGGAGAUGGCGUGGUUGUCUGGCGAUGCUGGCUGGUCUGGGGUCGCGAUUGGAAGAUGUGCGUUGUACCGAUCUUUCUAGUCAUGGCAUCUGCAGCCUGCGGGUUUGCCCAAACCGUCUACUUCGCGAAAGAAAAGGCCUUGCGGAGUGCCUUCGCACACAUCCUUCAAAUAUGGAACGGCUCUCUCUUCAGUCUCUCACUUGCAACAAACGUCACUGUCACUCUUUUGAUUUCACUACGAGUUUGGUAUAUGCUUCGCGAUGCCGGUGGAAAGAUGCAUUUCAGAUACUGGAGGGUCCUCUUGAUCGUCAUCGAAUCGGGCAUGAUCUACUCCGUGGCCCUCAUCUGCGAACUCACAUUGUAUUUCCUCAACUCCAACGCGUUUUAUAUCGUUUAUGAUCCUAUCGCUCAACUUACGGCUAUCGUACCCACGAUGAUCCUGGUUCUCGCCGGUCUUGAACUGACAUCUAACGAUGUUCAUUCACGCCUGACCAAAGUCUCACAGCCCGUCUUCCGAGCAGGCGGACCCACGUCCUCAUCCGACACAAGCAAGUACACAAGUAACGUGCAACUCGAGUCUAUGCAAUUCGCAACUCGAAGCAUAUUGUCAAACAGGGAAUUGCGAACUACUGACUUGACUGAAAGUACAUUUGGUGACGACCCACAUAUAGGCAAGCGGGUGUGACGCUUUUCGUCUACUUGUUGGUGUAGACCUUUUGGGCAAGUCCGGCCUUUGAGAUUUCGUAUUUGCACGGACUAUAGGUCCAAGUUGGGAUAUGUUGAGAGGAAGUGAACAGCAUGUUGUAUUGCUUGCCUGGACUCUAUCUGUCAUGCUUCCUAUGUAGAAUGCAAUCUGUAGACGUAGAUGUAUCAAUAUACCCAUACCGAGGUUAUUUAUGGCUCUGGAUCUAAAACUGUUGUGUCCCCAA